This is a messenger RNA of Miniopterus natalensis, 966 nucleotides long. RefSeq names its product olfactory receptor 2AT4-like. The record is from RefSeq and is a predicted model, not a curated record. Gene Ontology annotation, biological process: G protein-coupled receptor signaling pathway. Lineage: Eukaryota; Metazoa; Chordata; Mammalia; Chiroptera; Miniopteridae. Gene Ontology annotation, cellular component: membrane. Gene Ontology annotation, molecular function: olfactory receptor activity; G protein-coupled receptor activity.
AUGGAGGCCACAGCCUGUAAUAGAUCAAAAGACUCUUUGCCUGUCUUCUACCUGGUGGGCAUCCCCUCUCUACAGGAGGCCCUCUUCCUCCCUGUGUUCGUCGUCUUCCUGCUCUUCUACCUGCUCAUCCUGGCAGGUAACACCCUGAUCCUGGUGGCUGUGGUGGCAGAGCCCAGCCUCCACAAGCCCAUGUACUUCUUCCUGAUCAACCUCUCAGCCCUGGACAUCCUCCUUACCACGUCAACUGUCCCCAAGAUCUUGUCCCUACUCUUACUUAGGGACCACUUCCUCAGCUUCCCUGCCUGCUUCCUGCAGAUGUAUCUCUUCCACGGCUUCACAUGCUCUGAAGCCUUCAUCCUGGUGGUCAUGGCCUAUGACCGCUAUGUGGCUAUCUGCCGCCCACUACACUACCCUGUCCUCAUGACCCCGCAGACCAAUGCUGCACUGGCAGCCAGUGCCUGGCUCACUGCCCUCCUCCUGCCCAUCCCAGCAGUGGUGCAGACAUCCCACAUGGCUUUUGGUUCUGUGGCCCAGAUCUACCACUGCUUCUGUGACCACUUGGCUGUGGUCCAGGCCUCCUGCUCUGACACCACGGGCCAGACCUUCAUGGGCUUCUGCAUUGCCAUGGUAGUGUCCUUCCUGCCCCUUCUGCUGGUGCUUCUCUCCUAUGCCCGCAUCCUGGCCUCAGUGCUUCGCAUCAGCUCCCAAGAAGGACGCUCAAAAGCCUUCUCUACCUGUAGCUCCCACCUCCUGGUGGUUGGCACCUACUACUCCUCCAUUGCCAUAGCCUAUGUGUCCUACAGGGCUGACCUGCCCCUGGAUUUCCACAUCAUGGGCAAUGUGGUGUUCGCCAUUCUCACACCUGUCCUCAACCCCCUCAUCUACACUCUGAGAAACAAGGAUGUCAAAGCAGCCAUCACCAAAAUGGCAUGUCCCUGGGACCAAGGGCACUCUGGAAACCUUUGA